Fusarium sp. VM40 is the source of this 3264-nucleotide messenger RNA. NCBI's taxonomy places the organism in Eukaryota, Fungi, Ascomycota, Sordariomycetes, Hypocreales, Nectriaceae. The record is from the annotation of a GenBank genome assembly.
AUGGAUAGUGACGAGUUUGACGACGACAUUGCCGAUGAGGACUUCCUGACAGCCCUUGACCAAGUCUCAUCUUCCAUGAAUGGGCAAGGCACGGCAAAAUCUUUGCAGAAGGUGGCUCAGAAACCUUCAAACCGACAAAACUCGGCAGAGGCAGCAAUCUUGGAACUAGAAGAUCUUCCUUCGGAUGCGUUCUCAUCUCCAGAACCGCCCCAGUCAAGACCACCAGCGUUAGCAGCAGCCUCGUCAGGACCAGCUGCUCGGACAGAAUUCAACCGAACGAGCUCCGGAAAUUGGCGUCAGACAACCCUUUUCGGUGGCUCCCUACCAAGUGAUGGCCCGCGGCCCUCGCAGCCCGCCUCUGCAAAGGCAUUUCGUGUCGACCUUCCUUGGGAGGACCCUACCCACCAUGAAGUUGACCAUGAGGCAAUGAAGACUUGGGUCUAUCCUACAAACCUGGGUGCUAUUCGAGAUUACCAAUUUAGCAUUGUCAAGAAUAGUUUAUUCAACAACACUCUAGUGGCAUUGCCAACUGGUCUUGGAAAGACGUUUAUUGCGGCAACUGUCAUGCUUAAUUUCUAUCGGUGGACCAAGAAGGCGAAGCUCAUCUUCGUCGCCCCAACUAAGCCUUUAGUGGCGCAACAGGUCGAAGCUUGCUACAGUAUUGCUGGCAUUCCUCGGUCAGAAACGACAUUAUUGACAGGCGACAUCCCUCCAGCCCUGCGUGUCGACGAGUGGGAGGCUCGCCGAGUCUUCUUCAUGACCCCACAGACCCUAUUGAACGACAUCUCCCACGGCUAUGCAGAUCCAAAGUCCAUAGCUUUACUGGUCAUUGACGAGGCACAUCGUGCAGUAGGCGAGUAUGCAUACGCAAAGGUCACAAAGCUUAUCAGGCGAUUUUCCAAGAGCUUCCGAGUACUAGCAUUGACCGCUACACCUGGUUCGAAGAUCGAAACGGUGCAAGAAGUUAUCGACAAUCUGGGCAUCUCGCAUUGCGAGAUACGUACCGAAGACUCGAUCGACAUUCGGCAAUAUGUGUACCAACGAAACCUCGAGCAGGUGGUUCUCAAUCCAUCUGAUGAGAUGGUCUUGGUCAGUGAGCUCUUCACCAAGGCCUUGAAGCCAAUGACCGAUAAACUGAGCUCGCAAAAUAUUUGGUUUGGGCGAAGUCCAAUGGCCAUGACCUCUUUCGGGCUGAUGCAGUCUCAAAAGGAAUGGUUCGCAACUCGAGGCAAGCAUGCUAACCAAGGCGUGCAACAUAUGAUGCGAGCAGUUUUCAGUGUUCUUACCAGCAUUGCACACUCAAUAAAACUGCUGAAUUUCCACGGCAUCAAACCUUUCUACGACAACUUGGUCGACUUGCGUAGUGAACAGGAAGGCAAAGGAGAAAAAGGUUCCAAGUACAAGCGCCAACUCAUUCAAGAUUCUUCUUUUCAGGAAAUGAUGGAUAAAAUUUCCAAAUGGCUUCGUACGGAUGGUUUCGUGGGUCACCCCAAACUCACGGCCUUGGCAGAUACUGUAUUGAAUCAUUUCAUGGAUAAAGGCGAGAACUCGGCAACGCGGGUAAUCGUAUUCAGUGAAUAUCGAGAUUCUGCUGAGAAUAUUGUGCGCAUGCUGAACGGCCAUCGGCCUCUUAUCAAAGCCAGUGUCUUUGUUGGCCAAGCUGACGGCAAGCGGGGAGAGGGCAUGAAACAAGCACAGCAGAUUGAAGCACUUGAGAGGUUCAAGAGGGGCGAAUUCAAUGUACUUGUUGCAACCUCGAUCGGUGAAGAGGGACUGGACAUUGGUCAAGUGGAUCUUAUUGUGUGUUACGAUUCUUCAGCGUCCCCAAUCCGAAUGUUACAACGGAUGGGAAGAACCGGCCGAAAAAGGGAUGGAAAUAUCGUAUUACUACUAAUGCGUGGCAAGGAAGAGGAUCAGUUUGCCAAAUCCAAGGACAACUAUGAGAAGAUGCAAACGUUGAUCUGCGAAGGGAGUCGGUUCAAUUUCCGAUUCGACCUCUCAACAAGGAUUGUUCCUAGGGAGUUCCGACCAGAGGUGGACAAGCGGCACGUUGAAAUCCCUCUCGAAAAUACACAGGAUCCAUCAUUACCUGAGCCCAAGAAGCGCCGAGUACCAGCAGGGAAAAAGAAACCCCCGAAGAAGUUCCACAUGCCUGACGGGGUUGAGACAGGCUUCCAGAGUGUGGCAAGCAUGUUGAAAGUUGGCGGUAAAGGAAAACAAGCAAAGUCUAAACGAAACCCGGAGUAUGAUGACCUUGCCACAGUGCCUGAGCUCAGCAAGGUAUUUCUUGGCGAUGAAGAGCUUAAGGAGCUCAACCGGGCAUACCGCGACCUUCCGUUCAACCAUAGCAUCGUUGAGGAGACGGACAUGCCUGAUAUGACAGCACAUCCAGAGCUGCAAAGGCAGUUGAGACCAGUGUUCAAACUCAAGCAUGGGACACGCACCAAACGCUUCGUCAAGAUGUGGAAUAAGAUGGCUUAUGAUCAGGAAAGCUUGAUUUUGCCAUGUCGAUCCCAAGACACGAGCAAUUAUCUAGAGAUACCAGUACACGCGUUUGCUGGGUCCGAGCCUGAGUCAGGGGAAGACACGCCAACGACACGAGCCAGACCGGUGAAAACAACAGCGUCAAGCAAAAAGAAACAGAACAAAAUAGCGCCAUCGCGAGCACAGCCUCAAGCGAAGAGAAGGAGAUUGUCACCCGAUGCAGGGCCGCAAACGUUUGCUCUCGGCUCUAUGGUAGAGGAAGGCUUCUCUGAUGAAGAAGACGAGGAUGCAGAGGAGGAAGUUACACCUAGGGCUCGUGGGCGAACAAAAGCAGGCAGCAAGCCAAAAGCCAAGGGUAAACGCAAGGCUCAACGGAAGACCGGUGGACUUAACAGCGACGAAAUUGGCGAUGACUGCGACCGCGAAAGUGACCUUAUGGAGACAGAUGGAUCUGACAACGGCGAAGACCUAUUGGAUUUUAUCGUUUCUGAUAAUCACCUUGCAUCGAGCAACCGAGAACAUAGGUCUUUGACAGCUACCUCUCCACCUGUAUCAUCCUCGUCGACUGCAGGAGGCGUAGAGGAUGAGGCUAUGGAGCCUUUUUUCGUACGCACACAGUUCUCAGGAACGCAGGAAAGCGAGGACAUUCCCGACCUCGACGAUAUCUUAAAGAAGACCGGCAAGAGGCCUGAGCCGGAGCUUUCAGACGAUGAUGUGGCAGUAAGACGAACAGCACGUAGCCGACGUGCUGUUGUGGACGAUAGUGAGAGCGAUAUGUAA